This is a messenger RNA of Parasteatoda tepidariorum (common house spider), 441 nucleotides long. The record is from RefSeq and is a predicted model, not a curated record. Lineage: Eukaryota; Metazoa; Arthropoda; Arachnida; Araneae; Theridiidae.
AUGAUUUACAACAGACUCAAUUGGUACCUGGAGUCUCAUUCCUUUCUUGCCGAAGAACAGGCUGGUUUUCGGAGGUCAAGAUCAACUUCGCAUCAUGUAACUCUUUUUAGCCAAGCUUUAAAAGACGUUUUGGAUUCAAGGCAAGUUUUUACAGCAAUUGCUGUCGAUUUGAAAUCAGCAUAUGACACAGUUUGGAAAGAAAAUCUCCUACUCAAACUUUACAAUAUGGGAAUAACUGGACACAUGCUAAACUGGAUCAAAAGUUUCAUAGGUCAGUGCCUCUGCAGAGUCAGAUACGGAACAAAACUUUCAAAAUAUGGCCUUCUUCAGAUUGAACUCCCUCAGAGAGCAGUCUUAAGCCGUAUUCUUUUUAUAUAUCAACGACCUUGUCCAGAAGUUAAAAUCUAUCCCCGGUAUCAAAUGUCUACUCUACGUCGAUGA